ACCCCACACUUAUUUUCUCCCUUGGUGUUUUUGGUUUCAGACUCACCUCCACCCAACAAUGGUUGACUGUGGUCCAUCCUGCGCUGUCCCAUCCUGCGCUUCCACCCCCACUGUUGGGUUUGGCUCAGCAGGAGGUCUUGGCUAUGGUGGUCUCGGCUAUGGAUUGGGAGGUCUCGGCUAUGGAAAUAGAGGAUUCGGCUACGGAUUUGGUGGUCUCGGCUAUGGCUAUGGAGGUGCUGAAAGAGCAGCCAACCUCGGAGUCCUGGCAGGAGUUGCCCCAUCCUGCAUCAACCAGAUCCCACCAGCAGAGGUCGUGAUCCAGCCACCUGCCUCCAUUGUGACCAUCCCAGGGCCCAUCCUCUCUGCCAGCUGUGAGCCUGUGGCUGUUGGAGGCAACACUCCAUGUGCCGUUGGUGGUUCCGGGAUCGUAGGAGGCUAUGGCUAUGGGGGCUUGGGCUUUGGGUCUGGCCUCCUUGGAAGCUCUGGAGGUUUCGGGUAUGGUUUGGGCUACGGGAGGGGAAGGAAGUUCGGGCGUCGUUUUAGCAUCUGUGCAUAGGCCAAUUAAACCUGAGAAGCAUAUUAUGAACUGAUAAUCAGAGAGCUUGAUACAGAUCCAUUGGGCAUGGUUCAAAAGAGCUUAAUCUCAGAUCCACUGCUGAAGUUGAACCCUCUUCAUCCCCCACCUCCUCGCUUUGAAGUCCAGAAAACUAAGAUGCUUAUAUGCUAAAUUUCUUCUGUAUUUCUCAUACAGCUAUCAAUGUCAUUUCUUGAAUCUUUUUAAUAAAGCUUUUGGCGCAUUAUGGUAACCCAUGUGUGUUGGUUUUUGUAACACUUGGCCUCAGUUCCUCACAGCAAGCCGUCCAGCUGACUGAAGCGACUUUUUGUCCAAAUUAAAACUGGAAUGUGUCUCAAGGCAUGUUUGUCAACAACAAAAUUGACAGAUGUUUGGAGGUUUUAUGCUUCAACUUUAAGAGAUUCUGUGCUGGUAGGAAGCUAUGGCUAUGGAUCAGGUCUCCUUGGAAGCAAUUUUGGUGGCUACCUUGGAGGUCUGAGGAGGGGUGGGCUCUUUGGAAGGAAAUCCCUGCUGGGAUGUUGCAGUAGUAUGUGCUUUUAGAUAUAUUGAACUCUUGAAGAACAUAUGUGUGAUGAUGCCAGGAAUGGCCCUGAAUGGGUGAAGAUGAUGCAGUGUCUUGUCCUGGGACCAUCAUAGAAGCCAACAUCUUUUGCAUGAAUUGUAGCCAUGUUUCAUUUCUCCUGCUUUUCCCCUUGAAAGUAUUUAAUCCAUGAAUGAGUUCAGAGCCCCAUUGUGCUCUGUGUUUCUUUGCCUUCCUCGUCUCCUUCUUCUUGCACAAUUGUCAACUUGAUACUUUCCAC
Messenger RNA from Podarcis raffonei (Aeolian wall lizard), 1374 nucleotides. RefSeq names its product chorion class B protein L11-like. Lineage: Eukaryota; Metazoa; Chordata; Lepidosauria; Squamata; Lacertidae. Gene Ontology annotation, cellular component: intermediate filament. Gene Ontology annotation, molecular function: structural constituent of cytoskeleton. The transcript has a single exon. The record is from RefSeq and is a predicted model, not a curated record. Bases 59 to 556 code for a protein of 165 amino acids.